GACAACCGCAGAGUCAGUUCGCUUUUGGAUCUACAGGCGAUUACAUAUAUAUCAUGCUGGUGCAUGCAUACCUUUCAGUACGCUGCCCAAAUUGCAUGCACCUUAGCAUACGCGUGUGCUAAAUAAAAGUAAAAAAAAAAAAAAAACGCACGCUAAAUAAAAGAAAACGUAAAUCACAGAAAACCUUUGACAAGGAAUUCGGUAGAAUGGAAGCGGAUGUCGGCAAAACGGAAACGGAUUUCGGUAAAAUGGAAUUGGGUGUCGCGAAAAAUUCGGGAUAUCCGGUAAACGGUCACGCAGUGUGCCCUUUCAGUGGUAAAGUUGCAGUGGAAAAUCAAAAACAAGUGAAGCCAAAUCUGAAGAUAAAAGUUCCUCAGCCUUUAAGAUUAAAGAACCAUCUAGUCAGUGAAGAAAACUUUGAUGUUCUCCAUUCGCAGAUUGAAGAAGUCAGCAGUUUUAACACAAAAUGCACAGAAAAGGUUUGCCAGAACAGCAUAAUGGACAUUCCAAAUAGUGGUGACACUCCACGAAACGCUGAAGAAGUUUACAGACAGGCUCAAGCGUUUCUCAAGCAGUAUUUUACUUCCAUACGGAGAGAAAAUACAGAUGCUCACAUAUCAAGACUGCGAGAGGUUGAGCGAGAGUUGAAGGAAAAUGGCACCUACCAGCUGAAAACUCCGGAACUAGUAUUCGGCGCCAAACUGGCGUGGAGAAACGCAUCCAGGUGCAUUGGCAGGAUACAGUGGAAAAAAUUACAGAUAUUCGAUUGCAGAGCCGUAACAACCGCGAGCGGCAUGUUUGAGGCCUUGUGCAAUCACAUCAAGUACGCCACGAAUAAAGGAAACAUAAGGUCGGCGAUAACCAUAUUCCCGCAACGAACGGAUGGCAAGCACGACUACAGGAUAUGGAGCCCACAACUCAUCAGCUACGCCGGGUACAUCGAACCUGAUGGAUCAGUAUUGGGCGAUCCAGCUAGGGUUGAAUUUACUGAGAUUUGCAUAAAGCUGGGUUGGAAGCCGCCUCGUACCGCGUGGGAUAUCCUGCCUCUAGUUGUUUCAGCUGACGGCAAAGACCCCGAGUACUUUGACAUUCCACGUGAAAUCAUUAUGGAAGUUAAAAUGGAACACCCUACAUUCGAAUGGUUCAAAGACUUAGGCUUGCAAUGGUACGCAUUGCCAGCAGUAUCGAAUAUGCGUUUGGACUGCGGAGGGUUGGAGUUUACUGGUACAGCUUUUAAUGGCUGGUACAUGGGUACUGAGAUUGGAUGCCGUAACUUCUGCGAUUCGAACAGACUUAAUAUUGUUGAGAGUGUAGCAAACAAAAUGGGCCUGGAUACGAAUUCAUACGUGUCAUUGUGGAAAGACAAAGCUUUGGUUGAAGUGAACAUAGCUGUACUCCAUAGUUUUCAUAGAGACAAUGUAUCAAUAGUGGAUCAUCAUUCCGCCUCGGAGCAGUUUAUCAAGCAUCUAGAUAAUGAGAAUAAAAGCAGAGGAGGUUGUCCAUCAGACUGGGUUUGGAUAGUACCACCAAUGUCUUCGUCUUUAACUUCAGUGUUUCAUCAGGAAAUGGCACUGUACUAUUUACGGCCAUCUUAUGAUUACCAAGAGCCAGCCUGGAAAAGUCACCAAUGGAUAAAAUCAGAAGACAAGCCCAGAACUAGAAAGUUCCACUUCAAGCAAAUUGCCCGGGCCGUCAAGUUUACUUCCAAACUAUUUGGCCAGGCGCUCUCUAAGAGAAUUAAGGCGACCAUACUUUACGCCACUGAAACAGGGAAAUCUGAACAGUAUGCUAAAGAGUUAGGGAUCAUUUUCGGGCACGCUUUCAACGCCCAGGUGCAUUGUAUGUCUGAAUACGAUGUGUUUUCGAUAGAGCACGAGACUCUCUUGCUGAUCGUAACUUCCACAUUUGGCAACGGAGAGCCGCCUGCGAAUGGCGAGGACUUCGCAAAGCAUUUACUUCAAAUGCUCUAUAAUGAAAAGAGAAAUCAAGGAGAUCAGAUUGAUAGCGCCGGGACAUGCAAAGUGCCCACGCCAAAGUCGCUAAUGCGAACAAAUAGCGUUAUGACACCAAGUAUUGAAUACAAAAAACAGCUAUCUCGAAUGGAGUCUAAUAAAAAUCCAAAUACAAUCGAAUACAAGAGGCAAUUAUCACGUUUAGAAUCCAAUAAGAGUAGUUUAUCUACAUCAAUAGCUGAAAACAUAGGACCCUUAAGCAAUGUAUGUUAUGCCGUCUUUGCCCUGGGCUCAAGUGUAUAUCCAAAGUACUGCAAUUUUGGGAAAACUAUGGACAGAGUGUUAGAGGAUUUAGGCGGAGAGAGACUACUAGAACUUACAUGUGGAGAUGAAAUGUGUGGUCAAGAGCAACAAUUCCGUUGUUGGUCGUCCAAUAUAUUCCAUGUAGCGUGUGAAACAUUUUGCUUAGAAGAAAACGAGAUGGUCAAAAAUGCGAAAAAAUCAUUUGGUACAAUACCACUUACAGAAGAAACAGUGAGAUUUAAUAGAGCUGAAAAAGAAACCUGUUUGAAAACGGCUUUAGAAACUAGUUAUAGGAAACAGAUUAUUACCUGCAAAGUAAAAGAAAAUAAACAUUUGGGUGAAUACACGAAUGACCGAGCAACAAUAUUUGUGGAGAUGGAAUCGGACACUGAACUAAAAUACGACCCGGGAGAUCAUGUCGGUGUCAUGGCUUGUAACCGAGGUGAAAUAGUUGACGCAGUAUUAAAAAGACUAAAAGGCGUAGAUAAUUUUGAUAGACCUUUGCAACUACAGCUUUUGAAAGAAAAGCUUACCCCUACAGGUACUGUUAAAUCUUGGGAAUGCCACGAGCGUAUGCCUGCAGCAACUGUUCGUGAAGUUUUUACAAGAUUUUUAGAUAUCACAACACCGCCAUCUACCAAAGUAUUGAAAUAUCUAGUUACUGUAUGUAAUGAUGAAAAUGAGGCUAACUAUUUACGUGAACUUAUAGAGGAUUCCAACAAAUAUGAUGACUGGAGGCAUCACUAUUAUCCACACCUUGCAGAAGUAUUUGCUCAUAUUCCCUCGUGUAGACCUCAAGCUUCUCUGCUGGCUGCAUUACUACCACCUUUACAACCAAGAUUCUAUUCCAUAUCAUCUUCACCGCUAGAACAUCCCAAUAGAAUCCACAUCACUGUUGCUGUUGUAAUUUAUAGGACGCAAAAUGGCGAAGGUUUAACACAUUAUGGUGUUUGCUCAACGUAUUUACAAAGCUUGAAAGCAGAUGAUGACGUCUAUGUUUUUAUUCGGAGAGCACCAAGUUUUCACAUGCCAAAAGACAUAUCUAUACCUCUCAUAUUAGUAGGACCUGGCUCAGGUAUUGCUCCUUUUAGAGGAUUCUGGCAUCACAGGAGACGACAAAUUAGAAAUAACUCUACGAAUUCCAAGAAACCAGGUCCUAUUUGCCUACUUUUCGGCUGCAGAUAUAAAGGAAUGGAUUUGUAUAAGGAUGAAAAGGAACAAGCUCUUGCUGAUGGUGUUCUUACAAAGUCUUUAUUAGCGUUAUCAAGAGAAGACGGAGUGAGCAAGAAACAUGUACAAGCCCUGUUAGAAGAUGAAGGAUCUUACAUAACUCGUAUGCUAUUAGAUGAAGGUGGACAUUUUUAUGUUUGUGGAGACUGCAAGAUGGCGGAAGAAGUACAACAGAAACUCAAAGAUGUUAUUAAAAGACACGCACGUUAUUCAGAUGAAGAGGCUGAAGAUUUCAUUCUAUAUUUAAUGGAUGAAAAUAGAUACCAUGAAGAUAUAUUCGGUAUCACAUUACGUACUUCAAUUGUACACAAGGCAUCACGAGAGACGGCGAAGCGAUCGCGUUUAGAAUCUAUACAAUCUUUCACUUAGAUGAUACUGAUUAGUGAAGUUGGAACAUAAGAUAAAGUUUAUUUUUGCUAUGUAAUAGAGAUUAUAUUUUGAAGGCUUAUUGAUUCAAAAUUAUUUAAGGCCUACUUAAG
Molecule: messenger RNA, 3964 nt
Organism: Maniola jurtina (meadow brown)
Lineage: Eukaryota; Metazoa; Arthropoda; Insecta; Lepidoptera; Nymphalidae
Gene: NOS1
Product: nitric oxide synthase-like
Exons: 22
Coding region: 207-3854 (1215 amino acids)
Biological process (GO): nitric oxide biosynthetic process
Molecular function (GO): nitric-oxide synthase activity; calmodulin binding; flavin adenine dinucleotide binding
Source: RefSeq, a predicted model, not a curated record